AAAACAUUUUUCAUGCAGUCAUUAUUGAUAACGACGUUUUUUGCGUAACAAAACACGUCAAACAGCGACGUUGACGUACGGACUUCAAAUUGGCCUCUUUGCUUUCCGUAGCUCCAGCCGGCUACGUUGGCAACAUGGCGUCGUCAGAUGUCCACGUCCGAAUAUGCGAACAAGAAAUACUCAAAUAUGACUUGGAAAUUAAAGCUCUCAUCCAGGAUAUCAGUGAGUGCACAGGCCCUCAAAGCAAGCUGACAGAAUUAAAUGGAGAAGUGAAAAAGAACUUCCUCAGCUUAAGACUACGGAUUCAGGACUUGGAGCAGAUGGCAAUGGAGCAGGACAAAGAGUCAGACAAGCAAGCCUUGAUGACUCAGGUAGAAGGCCACAGAAAACAGAUGCUCAGUAACCAGACAACCUGGAGGAAAGCCAACCUGGCCAGCAAACUUACAAUCGACAACAUGGAAAAGCAGGCCCUUCUUAAUGGAGCUGAUGAUUCUGUGAGACAGAGGAAGAUGACCAAAGAGGGUCUGGCCCAGACCACCAGCGACAUCACCGAAAAUCUUAUGAGCAUCAGCCGAAUGAUGGCCCAGCAAGUUCAGCAGAGCGAGGAGACCAUAACGUCACUAGCAACCUCCUCCAGAACGAUCCAAGAGACAAAUGAUGAGUUUAAGACCAUGACAGGGACCAUUCAGAUUGGGAGAAAACUCAUCACCAAGUACAACCGGAGGGAGCUCACCGACAAGCUGCUCAUCUUCCUGGCGUUAGCUCUGUUUCUCGCAACAGUGCUCUACAUCCUAAAGAAGAGACUGUUCCCCUUCCUGUAGACCAGAAGGGUUCUCCCGUGAGCAUGAAUGGUACUUUCCAUAGUCAGUGGGAAUGAUUUAAACAACUCUGAAUGCUGCGUGCCAUGCUAGACGCAUUACGGCGUCUGCACGGCGGAAUGCGAACUGCUUACUUGACUGAACUGAGACGCUGCUGAGAGUGAAAUAUUGUCCACGCAGAGGGAGAGCGACCUACAGGCCUGCAGCUCAGAGGCAGACUAAAGGAAAAAAAAUAUUUUGGCUUCAGGAUGUAAAACGUGUCUUUGUGUGAGGGAAACUUGUUUGCUGAUUAUUAUGAAACAUGAAAUAUGGUACAGUAUGAGGAAUAUCAUGGUUUCAUUUGGAAAAAAGAAGUCAUUUUUAGCUUCAACAGUUUUUUAUUGGCAAGUCAAUCACUGAACUAUUAAAGUAGCAUGCAGUGCUAUUAAUUACUGUUAAUUCAAGGCAAAAAAUGCUAUGUAAUGACAUUAUAUUACAGACAUAUAUAUUUGGGAUCAAAACAAGGCCUGUACAUGUUUUUGCAUCACCAGUGGAAACCAAGCCAUUUACCACGAUCCAGUUUCCCACAAUUACUUUUAAUAACGUUCCAGCUUUAUAUGUAAAUGCUAUUUGUCGGAAUGCACUGUGCAACUUACAUUACUGUACUCCGUAAUGAUGAAUUAAUGUUGUUUAUGUGAAAAGAAUAUUUAAGUACUUUUUAACUUUAUUAUGAUUCAGGCUCAAUUGCACUCACUUCUCACUGUGUUUUCCUACUUGAACAGCACUUGUAGGGUGUAUAUACACUUCUAACUGUCCCUAUGUUUAUUCACUUGGCAUGCAAAUCAAAGUAAAAAAAUACCCCUUUAUUAAGUGUAAGACUGGAUGCAGUCUGCUCCGUCUCUGCCGGUGUGGCUCUGCAGCAGAGCAGAAAAGCUCCGAAAAGCACCAGCAGUGUUCACACUGGCAGAGAUAGGACAGCAUGCAGCCCUGCCUUUCUUCAGAUAAGACCCGGAAAAGCAGAUUAUUCCAACCUGUUUCCCUCUCCCUUUCCAGCGUGAGUGGAGGGUGAGGGAUAUUUUUAGGUUUGUGUGGCGCUGUUAUCUGACGUUCCCUUUUCAACACUACAGAGGAGAGGGUGGCCAGAGAAGCCACAUGACCUUGCCACCCUUUGGGCAAUUGCCUGGCAUUGCUGUUUCAUUUUUAUUAUCUGUAAAUGUCAUCGCUAAUUAUUAAUAAACACAGUGGCUCCCA
Messenger RNA from Neolamprologus brichardi, 2048 nucleotides. It is a transcript of the gene bnip1a, whose product is annotated as BCL2 interacting protein 1a. The record is from RefSeq and is a predicted model, not a curated record. Gene Ontology annotation, biological process: retrograde vesicle-mediated transport, Golgi to endoplasmic reticulum. Gene Ontology annotation, molecular function: SNAP receptor activity. NCBI's taxonomy places the organism in Eukaryota, Metazoa, Chordata, Actinopteri, Cichliformes, Cichlidae. Gene Ontology annotation, cellular component: endoplasmic reticulum; SNARE complex.